Porites evermanni is the source of this 29222-nucleotide messenger RNA. NCBI's taxonomy places the organism in Eukaryota, Metazoa, Cnidaria, Anthozoa, Scleractinia, Poritidae. The record is from the annotation of a GenBank genome assembly.
CAGUGUAGCGUGCAGUUGAUGUGCAAAGCUUGGAGUUUUCUCAUUGAACUUUGUGUGCUUUUACAUAUAAGGGCAUCAAUGUGACUUUUUCCGCUAAUUUUCAUCAAGAAAAAAAGUGACGGACUUUAUUUUUGUCGGAUCUAUCGAUACAGGUAGGAAUGAUUGCUUUGUAAGGCGAUCUGGAACGCCAAACCUUCAAACAUGGCAAGGUGUAUAAACUUGGGCACGCCGUCGUUCGAUGAACUUUGUGGUAUAUUUUGCUUAUUUAUCCUUGCGUUGCUUAGACUUAAAACGAUGAUCAUUUGUCAAGGAAUAUUUAUAUUUCAUUUUAUGGACAUGCAAGGGAACGAAAUGUAUUUAUUUAAGGGUUUUGAUCUCUUCGAGUUAAGGUUACUUCUUAUUUAGCCACGUAAAUGGCGGCAAGAGUAGGUUUGUCGCGGGAAAAGGAUAAGCAUAGAAAUAACAGUUUUCUUUUUCUUUAUUCAGCCUACUAAUUUGUUAUUUAUCGUAGUUGAAACAUAUGUGAUCGAUUUUACAGCUGUUAAGAUAUAACAGCAACCUCUAUUGAUCAUAGAUUUUGUUAUUGUAAUUUUAAUGUUGGCAGUACUACCUGUAGCGGUUCUUGUAGUUGUGCAAUUUUUAUAGCACACGCAGAAGCGAUUUUGCGAAAUUUAUGCUUUGUUAGCAAGUGUUACAAAGUCAAGCAAGAUAUUAUGAGAAUUAAACAUACAUAAGCCUUUUGUUUUUGUGUGGAUGUUUGAGUGGGGUUUUGAACGUCAGACAUGAUUUUGAAUACUUCCAUAGCUAGCUAGGCCAUACUGUAGUUUCGAAGAUGUGGGCAGGCGGACAUCAUGACCCUUCUGCAAAUGCCCAGCAAUGGUGGCCAAUGUCUUACAACUACCAGUAUCAAAAUCCACAAGCAGGUAAGCAUUGAGAUCUUUUGCUUUUCAGUAAGAGGCAUACUAGAAAUAUGCAUCUUGCAACCCCUCAGGAAACUCAGUUGCGCACAAGUUAAGCCCUACCAGUUGCAGUUAAAAACUGGUUUGGGCGACCAUCCUCGAAGAUCCUUUCGUGGGGACUGCCACUCCCAGAAUACCUUGCAGUACCAGUUUCCAGCAUGGAAACUAAAUGUAUCUCCCUAAAUAAAACAAAGGGACAAAUCAAAAGCAAAACAAGGGAAUGAAAUUUAUCUUUAUAGUUUCAUUGUGCUAUGUUAGAGAGCAAUAAUUAUUUUUCAUUAGCACUGAAUUCUCAUACUAAUACAAGGUUUUUGUUAAAAAUUGCUACAGUGAGUCCUGGGAGUCAACUAGUGAAAAUAAAAACAGACAAACAAACAAAAAUGAGCACCAAUACUGAAAAUAGUAGUAGAACUUUUCAUUCCAAUCAUUGUCAGAAGCAGUGUCAGAACUGUACUUGAAGCUCUGCUAUGAAUACUGUCACCCAUGGGAACUGUCACUCAAACAGAAUAUUGGUAAUCAGUAAAUCAUGCUUAAUUGUGUGCUUUGAAUUACUGGUAUUUCAUGGUUUGGGGGGAUUUUUAUACAUCAAUAAUUCAGAGAUAAACAAUCAUUGCCCUUAUUAAAUAAUGUGGAAAGUAAGGUCAUAAUUUGGCGUCAGGUAAAAGCUUGUUUAUUCCACCUACAUACAUUCUACAUGUAUUCUUUUAAUUCCGAUCCCUGGUAAAGGGGCAAGUCUUAAUGAGGGAAUUCUGCAAUUACUCCUAAAGGACACAAAUGUAAUAAUAUGAUAAUCUGGAAGACAGAUCAGUUUUAAAGGUGAUUUGAUUGCCGCUAGUCCAUACUCCUAGGCAACAGAACACAGUAUACUGCAGUGCUGGGAGAGUCAACUUUUACUCUUGUUUUCUGUCAGUGUAUUGAGUGUGAAAUGUCAGUGUGUGUCUGUGACGUGCUUGUAUUCAUUGUAACAAUGUGUUUUUGUCUUUCUUUGAGUGUAAAAACUCUGAGGUUAAGAUGUACAGUAAGUGCUCAAAAGAUUAAGGGAGAAAGGUGUACUCAGAUUAAAGUUGCAUUCAAUUUCAAAAUAAACUAGAAAUAAAAAACCAUGCACAAGUGUAGGCUGUCAUGUAUCAAUUCGGGGUAAAAAGUAAUAACAUCCUAAAUAAUGUUUUCUUACCAUGUGAGGUAACUUUGUCAAAAUAAUGUUUUGUGUUAUAAAAGAGGUAAUAGUAUUGAGAGGUGUUAAGGUGAAAGCUUUUUUAACAUUUAGACCCAAGCCAAGACUGGGCAGCCAAAGCCGCAUUAUGGGCUCAGCAGAGAAUGGCACAAGAGCAGAUGGCACAGUACUACCAACAACAGCCUCAACCACCAGUGAACCACUCUCAGAUGUAUCAGCAACCUGUAUACAGUGGCUACCAGCCAGAUACCCAAGCGAACAUAGGACAACCACCCCCUGCUAAUGUCAACAAUCAACAGUUUCAACCAGAGGUUCAAGCACCACCAAUGCCGCCAGUGGAAGAAGGCGAACCACCAGUCCCAGGAUGGCAAGGUGAAGAGGGUAAUCAUAUGGCUGAUAACAUCGAAACAGUAGCCAUGGAUGAUGAAGUAGAGGAAAGAAAUGGAGCUGAGACUCGAGAGGUUACAGACCAUGCUCACGUUGAGCAGUCUCAAGAAAGAGAAAAACAGAUCACGGUCACUCAAGAUUACAAUCACCAACCUCCACCAGCCCUACAAGGAAUGCAAACAUUUGACCAUAAUCAUGGGUUUAACCGGCCUCCUCCACAGCAGCAGUUCAGCCAUGUAGCAGCUCAGCCCAUUGAUUACGGUCAUGGUCAUCAAACCCUCGAUUACGGACACCAAGGUCCUCUUGUUCCAGGGGCACAAGUUUAUGAUUAUCAUCCUCAGUAUGAUAGUCAUUAUUAUCAUCAGCAUCCUUACGAAAUGGAACGUCAUCAUCACAGGUUUGCACAUGAACAUGGUAAACCCAAAGGCCAUCCUCCUGUUGAAUCAAUUCCUGAUAUAAGUGGACUGAGUGGUAAGUACAUUGGCCACUGUUUUCACAAGCUUUAGGGUUCCAUAGUAAUGCACUGUUCAUUUGUUCUUGAGCAAAGAUAGGCUUGAAAAUUAUAGAGCAAUUACAGUGGAAUGGUGGAUUUCACCGCAAGUUAUUUUGUUUAGUGGUGUCUUUUUUCAUGGAAAUUCAGAAGCGAGAAAUGUGUAGAACUUGCACCAGACCAUUGCCAAUAAAAAUUAUACUCAAAUACCUGGUGAUGUGGACUGUGCUUUUUUUUAGAGAAUCACACUGUAAGUAUUUUACAGGUAUGUCAACAAAGUGCAAAGUGCAUUCCAAAUUAGUUGUUAAAGAGUUUUAAGCUGCUGUUUUACUCAACUUAAAUUCUGGUCAUUUUUUUUCAGAUGUGAAGAAAAAAGCUCUUCCUAUGUGGAUAAGAGAAGGUCUUGAAAAGUUGGAAAAGCAGAAACAGAAACAGAAAAAACAAGAUCAGCCGGAUGAAGAAGAACCAAAGAAAUCAAGCCUGAAUUUGUCUGGGUCAGCUUCUACCAUAGCGGGUUAUGAUCAUGGUAAAGUUGAUUCUCCAGUGCAUUCACCAAAAAGCAAUGAUUCUGAUGAGGUAAAUGACGAUAAAGCAUUGUGGUUGAGUUUUAUAAAAAUGGGAAACUAUUUGAAUACCAUGGAUGUACAGUGUAGAUGCAUGUACCGUCGGUUGCAUCUAAGCGUGUACACGUGAGGAAAAAACAUGUUCUAAUUGGGAGCAAACAGGCAUGUUUUGCCGCCAAACAUUCGAAGUUUGGAGUACGCGGCUGUUGUCGACUUGAUUCGUUUUCGCUCAAUGAAAUAUUCUUUGCAAGAAUUUUUAGACGUUAAGAAUAAUUUCUGGAGGCAAGUGUGCUGUUUCUGAGCGAGAAAUAUGCCUGAAAGUUAAGAAAAAUGAGAUAUGAGCGGAAUGCGUUGAUCAAAAACGUAUAAACAAUGUAGCUUUGGUGCGACAGUUUGCUUUAAGGGCUGUCAAACUUCAAAUGUUUGGUGGCAAAACACGUCAUGUCUGGCACCUUAUUUAGAUGCAACCGAUGGUAUUUACAUUGUAUAUGCACACAUGUGACCAUACUUGUACAUAGGAUUUAAGUCCCAAGAGUGACCAACAUCAAUUUUCUCCUAACAAUAUCGACACAUCAUCAAAAAAAAUGGUUAUGAGAAUUAACAAAAUGAUCAACAAAGGAGAAAUGCGUUGAUCUCUAUAAGGCAAUGUAUGGACAUCUAAAUUGUGGAGAAUUUGUAUUUGGAUAUUGGGGCUUAAGGGUUAAUGCACUAAUUAGGGCUUUAUCAUUAAAUGGGAUUCAACAAAUUAAGAUGAAAUCCAUCAGGAAAUUGAGUAAUUUUAAUUUCCAGUGGACAAAAAUUUUGUACCAGAAUAUUUCAAGCCAUAUUGCAUCCUUUUUUGCACUUUUCAAGGGCUGUAGAUGUAAUUAUUAGUUAUCUGUAAUAACACCAAAGACAAUUUCUUAUGAGAGCCCAAGAAAAUAAAUUCAAAUUUCCAGGAAUUGAAAAAACACAGGUAAAAAUAAUUAUCAAGCAUAAGAUUUCAUUUUGUGAAAUUUGAAGCUUUUGAAGUUAAGCUAAGUUUGUUUUGUCGGGCUCUUUUCUUUGGAGUUAUUUCAUAUAACUUUUUAUAGCCCUCGCAAAGUGUAAACAAUAUUUCUGGACCCAGUUGUUCGAAGAACGAUUAACGCUUAACCAAAGGUUAAAUUUAACCUGGGUUUCUUUUUCUUGUGCUUACAAGAAUUUUCUCGGAUAAUUUUCUCUGUUAUUUUUAAACCUUUCAAUAAUCAACUUGUAGACAAAAAGAAUUAAACCUGAAAUGAUUUUUAAGCUUUCAUAUCUGAAUUCAAAUCUCGAACUAACUCUAGGUUAUCUUAACCCAGCUUUGAACAACUCGGCCCUGGUAAUUAUUCUGGUACAAGGUUUUGGCCACUAAAAAUUAAAAUUACUCAAUUUUCGAAUGGAUUCAGUCUUAAUGUUUUGUUGAUAGGUCAUAAAAAUUGAACUUAGUUGUGUUAAACACAAUUGAUUCUUAAAGUAUUUUUUUCUUAAUUGAAAAUUUGCAAGUGGAAACACUUCAUGUAGGAGGGGAAAAAAUCAUGAGGCUGCAAAUAAAUAUUUUUGAAAUCUUUUAAAGGCUUCUAUUGGAUAAAUACCUUCAGUGAAUUAGUAGAAUUAAAAGUUUCUGCAUGUCAAUAGAAACAAAAUUGAAAUAAAACAUUGUAGUUGUAAGGUAUGUUUAGUCAAGGGAUGGAUUGAUGUUAAAGUAAACCGAACAAAAAUUGUACUCAAAUUGACAGACCUGAAGUGUGUUUCCGUUAUUUUUUGGUUUCUGUACCUACAUUACAAGAUUUUCUGCACAGUCCGAAAGCGUACAGUACAGAUGCAAAACUAAAGCAUUUUGAAGUUUAUUUUUCAAAGUACUUUUAUCUGUUAACUAAAAACCACCUUUACUUGUUACUAAAGGAGGUUAAUGAGGAGAAAAAAGGGGCACACCAGUCGUCAGGAGAGGAAGAUGAAAAGGAGGCUCCAAGAAAAAGCUCUUCUGUUAAAGCACGUCACUCUAGGAAAGCAUCCCCACCACACAAGAAGGCAGAAUCAUCAGAUGAAGAAGAAAAUGAGAAGACUGAGGAGGAAAAGCAGCAAGAACUUGUAAGUUUUUUAAGAGCGCACUCACAUGUAGACGUAUUGUAUUGAUCAUUAAGUAAUUGUAACCAGUGAAUGAAACUUACAUUUGAGGAUUACCAUAAAUGACCUACAUGUCUAUUAAAUGCAUGGGGCAUCUAAAGAAUGUUAGGAGUCCAAGGGGGGGCAUUAGGAGGCAAGAACUCACUCAGCUACAUUGUAUAUUUUUUUGAUAUUAUUACAGUUAACUCUCUGAGAGGGACACCUUUAGAACUGCCACUAAGUGUCUAUCUUAGAAAGAUGUUCAUCGUACAUGUAUGGUGAGCCAACUAAUAACGAAAGGCAGGGACAAACCCUAGUUACAUGUACAUAUCUGUUUAGCGAGGUGUCCAUUUGGAGCGAUUUAACAGUAAAUCCCACACAGCACUUUAUUUUUAAGCACUAUACUGUGGGGUACAAUGUGAACGGUUUUCAGAAGGUACUUCAUUGUUUGUUUAGAUAAAACUGUAUCAGUGCCAAAUUUAUAUAAACAAAAAGACUCGUUGCACGUAACUGUUGAAACUGCACAACACUCUUCUUAUCAGAUGACUUUACUAUGUGUAGCUUUGCCUGAGUGUAAAAUGCAGCAAAACUUAAAAGGUCAAUAAAUUUUUCUAUUCCAAACUAACAUGAGUGGAAAUUGUGAUGAAAACUGUUCUCUCGAGAAAUCUCCUGGAGCUCAUGGCUAACCAGAAUAGUUUUCAUGAGUACAAUAUAACAUGUACAUACACUGUACAUGUAUACAUAGAAAGUUCAAAUGGGGUUUUCUUAGGGCUUGCAUAAGUAGAGCUGUGUACUUACAAGUCAUGUACAGCUAGCUAUACAAGAGUGACCUUUUAGAGUACCUUGACUGAACUUAUUAUUGUUAUUCACACAAUUUCAGAGCUCUGAACACUUCAGACAUAAACUUAAAUGCAUUCAGUGUCUGGCACAUGUCUAUUGAACGGCGCUUUUUUGUUUUGUGGCCCAACAGACAAUCUACGAAAAAUAUACUUUUUUCAAUUCAUACGAAUUUGAGGUGGGGUGAGAGGCCACUUGUUUUGAUAACAUUACAGGGUAAGUGAAGAGUGCCAGUCUCAGUCAGCCCAAAAAAUGCGUCAGUUUAUGUGUCCAGGGAAACGUUUUUUGUUUUGAUUGUGCAAUCUGUUGUAAUCUUUACUCACCAUUAAGAGCAAAUGGAGAUGCUUUGUCCCUGCCCACAAAAGCCUAACAUGCAAUUACAAAAAUAAUGACAAUAUCAAUAUUUAAAAUGGGGCAGUUUUGCAUUAUAAUUAGCCGUCUUUCUCUGGACUCUUGGAGUGUUAAGUGUCUAACAUAUUAUUAAUAGCUGUUUUUUUAUGGUUUUCAGAUGGUGAAUAUCCGCAAACUGCUGACGGAAGUUCUCUUAACGGUAACUAAUGAAGAGUUGAAAAAAAUUGCUCAGGAGACUUAUAAUGAAGCGCUGCGAGGUACAUAUCCUGUCAUGCUUAGUGGUGUUCUUUACCAAGUGCUUCUGGUUGGCCAUCAGUAACGUGACUAUUUUCUGUUGUGUUGAAUGAUGUUGUAGGUCCUGCACGGCAGUUGCAGCAUUCUGGAGGUUUAGAUGCUCUUCGAGGAAAAGGAGGUUAUUUAGGUAUGUUCUGUACCUAUUUAUGCAUUUCACUAAGGGUGACAAAAAUAUUGUUGUUUAGGAGAAAUGUAGGUCUUACCAUGUAAAAGUAACAAGGGUGUUUGAUUUGAAUAGUCACACAAGAGAUAACUUUCCACUGACUAGCUUGACGUUUUAUUAAAGCUACAUGAGCAUGUACUUGAUGUUGUUUGGUUUGUCAUGUGAGUACAAAAAUAGGAAGGACAUGUAACAGUAAAUUGAUAAAGCAUUUACUUGUAUAAUUAAAUGUAAAUGAAUAAGAAAGUACAAACAACUAGAACAAGUAAGGCUGUAUAAACAGUAGAACUACAUCUUCUGUCUACUUGGUUGCAUUAAAAGGGGAAGUGUCAUGGAUAAGUACUAUACAUGUAAAUGAAAUAAAAAAGACUGGAACCAUUGACAAGGCAGCCAUGUUGGUGGUCAAUACAGUACAUUUUUUUGUCUUAGAAUCUGCAAGAUAGAGUCAAGCUCCCAGUGGAGAGAAACUCUUUUCUGUUUUUAUCCCCAACAUGGUCUUAGUGGUGACACGUUCAAACCUGCAAUACAGCAGUAUGAUUUUAGUACAAGCACUUCCACAUAAUUUUUCUUCUUUCACCAUGUUCAAGAAUUACUGACUUUUUAAAAUAAAUAUUAAGAUUAAGGUUAAUACUUAGUGACUGUUCGUGAUGGAAAUGGCUCAUUUCCCAGGCGUAAAUUUUGCGAUUCAAGAGAAACAUAAUCAACUAGUUUCUCGAUGUUCAAUGGACCAGUCAUUGAGUGAUCUGUUACAUGUAUACUGCAGUGAUCUGUUAGCCCACAAAGUUGAAUCUGAGGCUGCCAAACAACAAUUCUAGCCAAUUGUAAGAGUGGGGGGUUUGAACCAGGGAUUACCAGCACUGACCACUCAGUUGUGCUAGGAGAUACUCGGAUAUGUUGCUAAUAAUAAUUAUCUUGCCUUUUCGAGUAGCCUGUGACGUCUGAGCAUUAUUUUGCCUACAGGUUGGAGAGCUUGCCAUACAAAAAAUAAUGUACAAUAGAGAGUGAAAUCUCGAUAAAUUGAACCCCAUACAGCGAACAUCCCAGUAGAACAUUCAUGGCAUAGUUGUUGUGAAAUGUAUGGAACAGACCCAUAAGCUAAAAAUUUUCGAAAUUUUCUUGCAGUUCUCCACUCGGAAAAAUUCUGGAUACACGCGUCCAAUAUUGUUUGUGGGGUGACGGGAGGGGAUGGACCUGUGUGCAAAACGCCCCAGAAACGCGAAAGUGUCCCAAGACUUUUGUCCAUGAUUGUCUGAAAAGGAGGUGGGAAGAAAAAAGGCAUUUUUUUUAUGAUUCCCUAAAAAUUUUUAUUAACAAAAUAUUACAGAACUAAAUUUCUUACUCGCUCUGAAACUGAAAUUUUAUUUUUAAAAAAAUAAUUAUACGAAAUGAAUGUUUCAUGAGCGUUAAAACACAGCUGAGUCUUAGACUUGUAUGUUCGCGGGAAAAAUUAAAUAUCCUAAAGGUAUUGAUCUUAGAAACGCUAUGAAACUUAAACAAACAAGGCUUUAACACGACGGCACUUGAUAAAAAUACUUCUGCUCGUUAAUAAGUGACAAGUUUUUGUUGUUAACUUUAAGUGAGCUGGAGCAUUGUGCAUUUUAGGACUAGACUGUUAAUUGCUGCCUAUUGCCACUGGGCCCUUUAAAGCGUUUGAUGCACCUUUUCAUUGUUUUGCACAGGCUACAUUGUAUUAAUGUCAAUAAUAUUAUAUCAGAAGAGGUCGUUGUCUCUCAUAGUGACGUACUUUUCCGAUUCAGUAGCCACAAUAAUGACCUGGUUCUAGAUUAAUUGAAAUGUGCAUUAAAUCGGGAAAUGCUUUCGCUCCUCGGCCUUCUAAACAAAUAAUACGCGCGAGGUCAUUUUAAGUCGGCCCUUGAUCUCGGGUGUUAUCCUAUUUUUUAUUUGAUUUGUAGCACUAGCAGAUGAUUUUAUAGACACUGUUUUCAACUUCUGACCGGAACCAGUUAACGAAAAUCCGUGAACACGGCUGGAAAGAACGCCAUAAAUUGAAAACUAACGAAGAUAUAGCACUGCGAAGUCGCGCAAUUUUACCGAUGUUAGUGUGGUGGCAAUUUCGUGCCCUUCACCAUACAAACGUUAUUGAGUCUCUAUGGCAAUAUCUUCUCUCGUUUUGGAUGUAUCGCAUUUAAAAUUGGUGAGUCUACUUAUUUUAAGGAGCUUUUUCCGGCAGUGUCUAUGGACAUUCGCUUACUGCUCUUUAUCAAAAUUUGAAAAAAAAAACCGUGGAAGGGUCUAUUCUUGCCGUGUGUCGCACAGUCUUUAUUCAAAUGACAAAGCAUGUUGUAAACUACGAGCAUUCUCCCUUUUUUUCUUAGUCCGUUGAGCGAAACUCAUGAAAUACUAAAAUGACCACGCGCGUGAAUGGAGGCCACCCUUGUUUCUCGCCCUCGCGUGCGUCACUCCCCUCACUAAAUCUGAAGAAAAAGAGAGAAUGCUCGCAGUCUAAAGGUAAUGUUACACGAGACGAUUCGCAACGACGACUUUUAGCGCAACACAUUGUUGCGACAUUGUUUCGAGUGGUUACAAGACUGUUCCAACAUUGCAACGCUGUGUUGCGCUAAAAAUCGUCUUUGCGAAUCGUCCCGUGUAACAUCACCUUAAUGAUGUUGAAAUUUUCUUCCAGGACUAGGCGGGUAUGGUUCAGAUACUGGGAGUGAAUCUGAUCAAGAAUCAGCUGGCGAAAGAUCAUCUGCUUAUUACGAGGACAGAAAACAUCCAAGUGCAGACAUAGAAGAGAAGCAGGAAAUACGAAGAAGUCGUUCCCGCAGUUUUUCCAGAAGAGUCAGUCAGAAACACGAAGCGGGUUCUGAAAGUGAAGAAGAGGAUGAAUCGAAACGUUUAAAACACCAUGAUUCUGGCAGUAAGCACGUGAAGAAGGAUAAACGAAAUCGAAGUCCUUCGUCCUCUGUCAGCGAGAGCUCAAGUUCCGUUUCAGCUCAUCAUAAAAGUCGGCGGAAGAAGCAUCAUCGAAGAGAAAGAAGCGACAGCUCAUCACCAAAGCACCGGCGGAGACAUCGUCGACACCACGGAAAAAAGAGCCGAUCUCGAAGUAGAUCGCCGCGGAAACACAGUAGCAAGAAGAAAUGGAAGAGUGAGAGCGAAUCGGAGAGCGACACCGAGAGUAGAACUUCGAGAAAACAUAAAUCAUCAAGACAUAGUCGGGAGUAUUCUGAUAAGAAGCAUCGUCGAAAACGAAGAUCUUCCAGUUCAUCAUCGCAUAGUGAACGGGAGGGUAAGAAGGACAGAAAACGUAAGGCCUGAACAUCCCGUGGAUUAUCAAGGUGGAUUGUAGUUUAUUUUUGAAUUGUAUUACGAUCUGUUGUAUAUAUUUUUUGUGAAUACAUCAUAAAAUAAAAUGACCAUCAAUAAGCUGUCGGUCUCUGUGAAGAUUCAGGUUCACACAGUAAGACGCGCGCUUUUAAUUGUCCAUGUUACACCCAUCUUACCUCAAAUCCAAGCAAGAGUAUUGACAGACCGACUAACUGACUGAUCCAGAAAAAAUUUAGUUUCAUUAACUAGUUUAUUUGGCAAUUUAAAGAGAUUUAAGGCGACGUUUGGUGCGCAAUUCCUUUAGCAGUGCGUCACAAAACAACUGAUUUAUCAACCCACCAACUGUUCAACUGUCUGAUUGACAUACUAGUCGAUAACAGAGGCUUAUUGUUCAUCUGAUUAUAAUACCUCAGCUAGACAUGACAUUCAUCGUCAUUACCGGUACCCCUUCAGAGCACCGUUCCUCGCCGUCCACUCCAGCAGUCCUUGCACUAGAGGCAUUGGAGGUUACAAAUUGUGUUUUGGUAUAACGAUGCUGAUUUUUCUUUUUUUGUAUUUUGUUGCAGGUUAAACUGGGGAAAAAGUAAUGAUGUUUGUCAUGAGUAUACCGGGGUUCUGUUCCUGUUGCCUCUUAUAGAAAAGAAGUAAUUAUUUGGUGAGGUGUUUUUGCUUCCCGAACCGAAAACGUUAACUGACUCAGUAUCAGCAUUAAAGCUGACUCGGAUUAAUUGUUUCGUACAUUGUACAUUUUAGAAAUUUUAUUAAAAUUUUUAUUGACACAGUUUUGUUGUUCUUAUGUUUGAGUAAGUUUUUGAGUCAUUCUCUUAACCCUAGGCCAAGCGUGGAACUUUUCAUGAGACGAACCAAACUUAGUGAGUUCAGUUCAUGAAAAGGUCGACGUCUGGCUCAGUCAAGUUCGUUUGAAUGAGUUUGGAUCGUUCAACACGUUCUAUCCGUCUGUUUCAGACGGAUAGAACGUCUGAAGAUCGUCUCUGGGACAAACGUCGAUCUUCACAGGCGACGAACUAAACUAAGUAAUUAACAAUUAGUAUGAUGAUGUAUAUGUUAGACUCGUUCGGGGGAUAAUUGAUCUGAUUCACUUGAUUAGUUCGACGCGACCUAAGUUCGACGUCUGCAGACCCACGAUCUUUAUUUAGGUCGACCCAAAUUAGAGUUUGGCUCAUGAAAAGUUCAACGUUUGGCCUAGUUAGUGUCCAAAAAUGGAAUAAACAACGUGCAGUAGUUAUCACUUUGGGCGUUAGGGAUCAUCGCAGUCAUAUACUUGAGCAGUCACAUGCGAGAAGAAAGACAGGAAAACGGUACUUUAAUCCUAACCUAUGUCGGUGUAGUGUUCAAACCACCGAGGUUAGCUUGCAAGCAAAAUCUCCAUUUCGUGGAGUCCAGAGAAGUCACAAGUGGGCGGCUCGCCAGCCUGGCAUGCCAUACGUAGCUCGCAGGCUUCACCGAGGAGCUGGUCACUUUUUCAGUUCGUUGUAUAACCGUAGAAAGUGAGUGUAUGAUAUUUUAUAUGAGCUGCGGGAGAAAAACAUAACACGUGAAAGAUGGUGAUGUCGCAUUUUGUUACGCAGUUGCGCUGUUUUAGGGGUUUCAUUCAUUUGUGACUAGGCUUACUAGCUAGCAAGUAAUCAGAGCAACAUUAUAACUGGACAAAAUCCCCUUAAUUUGAUCUUAACCGGUUUCAGAUAACUCGGAAACAAUCUUAAAGCGCUUUCCAUUUGUCGGAACCGGUCGGCCGGACCAGCCAGUUUGAAUUAAAAUCGGCUUUUUGUAAGAGUUUUUUGCUGAAAAACCAUCUUUUUUCUUGCAUACUAUUCAGGGCUCGAUAGUUUUGAUUAAAAGUGAAAUUCUCGUUGCGACGGGAAGGUCUGCCCGGUCAGUUCUGACAAAUGGAAAGCGCUCUUAACCUGCGAUUCAUUCAUUAAAAUAAGGCUCUAUUGCGUGGAUUUGCUGUGCAUUUGCGUGUUUGUGGCCGGAAUUGAUACUCCAAAACUAUCCUCGCAGACCCAGGGGCAGUCAGUCGGGCCGGGAGAAAAGGCGCGACGAAAGUUUACAAGCACCGGUGCCAGAUUUUGCAUCUGGAGCAGAAGGCCGCGAAGUGUGCGACCUUUGAACAGCUUUGUGGUAAGUUUCAGCUCUUUAUAGCACGAUAUUGGCCAGAAAACCGUUCAACUUAGCUUCCAAACGCGUUUUUUGGCAAAGUCUCGAGGGGCGAACGGGGUCUAGGAAAAAGUCAAACUUAGUUUCCAGUCCUUUACCGUAAGUGCGGAAAGUGUGUGUUCUGAUAGCCCGCGUACCUAGCAGGCGCGCGCCCCCUUCUUUCCUACGCCCACUACUUCCAAACGCUUUCUACGCAGGCUGGUGUUCUUAUCAACGGUUUGACGUGAAUUCAUCUGGUGUUGAGAUCAUCAUCUCUGAGUGUUGUCCGUUUCACAUCAAACGUAAAUCUUCUAUUAAGACCGCGUCGUCAAAGUGGAUUCCGAAGUAAAAAGCAACAGCUUUGGGUAGAUUGACAAAGGACUCCUUUUUUGGGAAUGGUUUAGCAUUCAACCUCGCUUAAGAGGAAAAAACGCUGAGCUAUACUAUUCCGUUACUGAUAUAUCCAGAGGGACUUCCUCCUGGCCAUGGCUCCUGAUCGCUGAAGAAUAGCCUGCAAGGAAAUAGGGGCCGAAAUAUAAUUCUUCCGCCACGUGGCCUCCACAACUGCCUCUUCCGUUUUCUGUUUCUAACUGGUGUCCGAAAAAGCGAGCCUCGUCUCCGGGGCGUUUAACCUUAAGAAUGGGAGGGCAUAGUGAAUUGUGUCGAUGGCGGAUUGACAAAAGUCUAAAGCAUAUACAGUGAGCAUAUGACGGUUGUUGUACGGUCGCACUCUACCAUAAGCCUGUAACUUGUGACAGCUCCUUUUAAGGGAUCUCAAACUUUUCAAUCGCCCCCAUAAAAAUUAUAAGACCUAGUUCUCGAUGAAUAUUGAAACAUUCACUAUAUUUAGAGACUCAAAGAUCCAACGGCGACGGCAACGAGAACCUGUCAAAAAAAAAAAAUGUGUAUCACACUUUUUUGUUCGUUUCUUAGCCUGCGAAAACAUCCGUUUCUCCGCGCUCUUCGCCGCUGGGACGUUUCGCGCAAAACGUCCCCAGCGGCGAAGAGCGUGGAGAAACGGAUGUUUUCACAGGCUAUUCAUUUCUUUGCCCUUUUUGCACGACUACGACGUGAAAAUGCCUAAUAUCGCGAUUUAUGGAGAACGUUCAACUCCAGGAGAGUUCGCCAACAUUUGACAAAGAAGGUGGGUAGGAAUAAUCGCGAUGAAGACCAGACUGAAAGACAAGGAGUCAGACCGUGAAAGCCCUAUGAAGUAAGGGGAAAUUUACUCAACGCUGAUUGGUCGAGUUAGAUCUAAUUUUUCGACGAGCAUCCCAGAGUCCACCGUGGAACGGAUUACCCAGGAUUACCCUUCAGCUCCCUUGACCAAGAGAGGCUUGCCUUCUUUGCUCGUUCCUCAGACUUCAUUUCGCGGGGGUCGUGGGGAAGCCAGUGGUGUCGUCGCGAAAUACCCUGUGGGGAUGAAGCUGGGGAAUUUUACCGACACUGACAAACUUUGGUAGCCCGCGGGCAAGCUCUCCAAUUAUGGAAGAACGAGCGAGUCUCCCUCUCAUCUCCUAUCGCGCCCGGCUCUGGCGUGACUUCUCGCGACUGCCCUAACCUGCGAGGAUCUCAGGCUACGACUUCCCUAACUGGAGAGCUUGCUUGCAUGCUGAUACCGACUCUGAUCCUGUGAUACUUUGUUAGCCAUGGCUACUAAUCGCCUAAGGAAAAAUAAUUUUUCCACCAUACAUCCUGUACAGCUGCCUUAUCAGUUAGCCUGCUUUCCGGACAUGUUUAAUAUUCAUCCCCACCCCUCCCCAGUGCUUUCUCCCAUUCGCGAAUGUCAAUAAUCACAACCCAGGCCAGUCUUUCUUUAAAUAAAGACUAAAAAAGAGUAUUUUAAUCACUCAAAAUUUUGUUUCUUCUUUUGCAUUUAUACCCGUUUGUUAGAGGAAAAAGUGUCACAAGUUUUUCUACCUACCAACCCAGCCACCCCAUAGUCAGAUUUGUAGAACGCGGAUUGAUGGUCUCUAAUAGUUACUGAUAAUCCAUUAACCCUAUUGCAAUGCAGUUGCUACAGGAGUCGGUUUAGCUGUGUUUAGGGACUUUGUAAUUUCUUCAUAUGUAGACAGGAUGUCUUUGCGAACUCUACCUAUUUUAUUCCUUAACCUUGGAGGAGAAAUGCUUUAUAUUUUGGACCAGCGAUUGAGAGCGCAGUCGAUUCCUGAUGAGAAAGCUCGGAAAGGUAAGCAAGAAAAGUUCUCCCGGCGGCCUCAAAAAUGAGCUCUAUUAAAUAUGGCGUCCACCAAGAUUAUUUCCAUGGCGAGCGUAUUAACAAAUAAAUAUACGUUUUCUGUAGACAUUAGGAGGAAAAUAAGAAAGAUAAGGUAACAUUGUUGUUUAGAGAAUUUCGCUGCGUGUGUUUAGGUUAAUAUUCAAGAUUGUGUUCGACUGAAGCGAGUUUGUAUUUUGGUUUUUCGUGUUAGGCUACACUUCGUAGCCGGGCUCUUGGAAAUUAAAACUAGCCUACUGCAAAGUGCUUUUCUUAUUUGCUCAGCUGCCACAUGUUUCUUAGAAUGGCUACCUGCGUGUUGAUCUAUUUUCUUCUCUUUGUUGCUCAGGUUAAUCACAUUUCUGAAUGCUUUAAAUUUUAAAAGUGUUGUUGUCUUAAUCAUACCUUUUGUUGCGCCAAAGUUCCGUCAUAGGAAAGCUAGCGUUGUAGAAUUUCUGUUCAUCAUGACCAAGAUUAAAUACUGGAGGGUAUAAGCUUAAUGAAACUCAAACUGUAUUUAAGCUUAAACAUACGUGAAAUUUUAGUUUGUGAGCUUAAAAAAUCCUCAAGAGAAGAAGACUGCCAAAUGUCUAGCUUAUUUUAAACGACUUUUUACUGGAAUGUUUAACAGGAAAACAAGCGAUUGAAAAAUUGUUAUUUCUGUCUCGAACUGUUACAAAAAGCGUUUUAGAAUAAAUUUUUCGUAAUUUUUUCCUUGUGUAAAAACUUUCUAUGUAAAGGUUUAGUUCAAGCAGUAUCAUUUAGAAUUUUCUUAUUGACUGACAGCUGGAGAAGCUAAAAUUAGAAAAAAGAAGUUCUCUGAAAUUUUUAUCAGGGUUUGUGGCACAUUUCCAUGCAAAUUUGUCAAAGUAUUUACAAUACCCAGGUUUUUGGUCCUUUCUUAUGGAAAUUUUAAUUUUUUGAAAUUAAGUAAAAGGCGGCACCGAGUUUUAUGGAAUAAUAUUUGAGAUUUCUUUUUCUCUUUUGGCACUUGAGAUAAAUCAAUGACAAUCAGUCAAAUCAAUUUGCAUAAAAUUUGUCUGAAACUUAAAAGACUAUUAAGACAAAUUAUUUGCAUUGUAUUAUCCUCUUUAUGACAUAACAACAAGAGUUCUUUUGUUUCUUAGAUGGCAGCUUUAUAUUUUUCAUCUGCCUUUUUUUUAACUUCAUAAUUUCAAGCUAUUGUCAUUCCAGACCACUGUUCAUUUAAAGCUAUCUUUUUUCUUGUUCCUGGCUAACUUUUUUAGUUGACAAGAUAUUUGAAAGUAUUUAAGCAAUAUUAAGAUCUCUUUUGGAUUUUUAGCCUGCCUUUAACUAAGAGUUUUCCUCCAUAUUAUAGCAAAUGAAUCUGAUCCAUGCACUCAGAUGUGUGUAAUAAUUAUUUUAUGUAAUAAUUAUUUUAGCUCUGGAUAAAACAAGGCAUGAAAUUGAAAUGUUAGAUGCCAUUGUCUGCUGUUACCCACAAUGUAUAGCUCGGAGAAUUAAGCCUUAAUAGUAAAAAUAUUUUGCACACUGGCUAUUGACAAAGGUUCUUGUUGAGAACUAAUUUCUACGGUUACAUUGUACAUACAGUUUUACUUGAGACAAGCAAAUUUGCAAGCAAAGAAGCGGUGGGUCAGAAUUUUUGCGUGUUACUGCCCUUUUCACAAACAUGUGAAUUCUGAAGUUCAAAAGCCAACUGACAAUUGCGUUUUUCCCUGCCGUCAAUCAUCUUAACGGACCUCUUAGGAAACAAAACUUUACUUUAACGGGUUCAAAAGGUCAAGGUUUGUGAGGUUUUGGAAAUCAAUUUUUCUCUCGUUUUACAUAGUGUCAUACACUGUUCAAAUUUGAUCUCGUUCAGAGUCAAUACAGAGAUUGUUAUAAUAACCUUCAACUGGCAAUUAUUUUGAGAUAUGAACCUUGGACCAUUAGUUUGUUACUUGCCAGUAGAUAACUGACUUAUCUGUAGGCUGCACACGUAGUGUAUGAGUUGCAAGAGGAAUACAUCAAACUGUGUUUCAUAGUGACAUUGCAUUUCUUGUUGUUUUCUUCAAAACUAUAUGAAAUAUUAAACGAGCACUUGAUCACUCCCACAGUGAUCGCAAAACCUCAUCCUCUCCAAUAUAGUUCUACUUUGCUAUGUUAGUAUGUCAAUGUGCUGAGCUUUAGCUGACCUUAUCAAUGUAAUGGCAAAAUGUUAUAAUAAUAAAAAAAUAAAAUAAUAAUAAUAAAAUAAUAAUAAAACACUCAUUACAACCAACUUUCUCUGAGGCAGACAAUGCUAAGACUGACUAAAGAAUGACAGGGACAAACUUAAGUACAUCCAUUUUAGGAGGUUAUCUGUUUCAAAGAGGUGUCUGUGAGAUAGAGUUGACUCACUGUAUUCAUACACAAGGAGGGGUGGCGAAUGGUAAAAUCCGAGACUCGCUGAGACGCCUAUCCUAGUUAGAAAUCCGAGCCCGGGACUCUUUGGUAAAAAGUUUCGAGACUCAAAAAAGUAAAAACAAACCAUGAAAAAACGAGACUUUGAGACUUAUCAUUAACGCUUCCGAGACUUCGAGAUCGUGACAAAAUUUUCCAAGACCCACGUUUUACGAGGUACCAUUCGCCACCCCUACAAGGCCCAGAAAUACACUAUAUAUGCUUGAAAAAAUUCAAGGAUCUUUCUUGACAGUUAUACUUGAUACAGAGAUGGGUGAAGCUAUAUACGAAUUUCCCUAGUCAUACUACUACAUGAAAAAUUUCUGCAAUUUGAUUGGCUUAGAGUAGUGGUAUUUCAGCUAAUUAAUUUGAAAUACCUACAUGUGAAAAUUACAAACCUUUUGUAGGUAGUAGUAUAAACAAAUAAUNAAGGAUCUUUCUUGACAGUUAUACUUGAUACAGAGAUGGGUGAAGCUAUAUACGAAUUUCCCUAGUCAUACUACUACAUGAAAAAUUUCUGCAAUUUGAUUGGCUUAGAGUAGUGGUAUUUCAGCUAAUUAUUUUGAAAUACCUACAUGUGAAAAUUACAAACCUUUUGUAGGUAGUAGUAUAAACAAAUAAUAGCAUGAUUUGUACGGGAUUUUUGGCGUAAAUACCACUCGUGCUAUUUCAAAAUUGUCUCAAUUUUCAAUUAGCUAUAACAAUUAAUUGAAAUAUUACUUGUGGUAUUUAUGCCAAAUAUCACUACAAAUCAUGCUAUUACCUAUACGAACUGGCCUGGGGUCGGGGCAUAUAUGACCAGAGGGGGGUACUCGGGAUUUCAAGUGACAGGGAUGAUCGAAGGUUUUUUUUGGGUUUGAAAUUUUCGAUUCCAGGAUUUUUUUAGGUAUGAAAAUUUGGCAAGUAUUUUUUGGGGUAGCUUGAUUUGAGUAGGGAUUUUUUGGGGGUAUUAAAAAGCAGUGCCCUGGCUGCGUAGUUCUGCGAAUAAAGUACAAACAAACGUGUUUUGCUGUUGUUUAAUAGGGAUCUUUUUGGGUUUUGCUGGAAGCCCUAGGGAUUUUUUGGGGUCUUGACUUUUGGCUCCAUUCGAUCAUCCCCGUCACUUGAAAUCCCGAGUACCCCCCCUGAGCAUAUAUGUUACGGGUCAAAUUUGAUUUCAGGUUAAUUUUGUUUUCUCCUAAGUUGAUUCUCAAUUUCCUUUGUCUCAUAGGGCUAGGAGACAAAAUUUGAGAAUCAACCUAGGUUAAAAAAUUUCAACUUGAAUUUAAUUUUGGCCUGUAACAUAUAAUACAUACAGUUUAAAACAAGAAUAAUACUUAUAAAUGACGACUUUUUACUCUCCUGUUCCCUUUAAGUUAUGCAUGAUAUUGUUGGCACUAUGUUCAACAAGCGUUUCAUGGAAGAGCUUUUCAAGCCACAGGACACAUAUUCCAAGAAAGCUAUGAGGACAGUGUUUGACAGACUAGCCCAUGCCUCAAUCAUGAGAUUGAACUCAGCAAGUAUGGAUAAGGUAAAACCUCGCCUCAUUUUCUGACAUUCCCUGAAAUUUCUGACAAACUGACUGUGAAAUAUACCUUGGUAUCCUGCCUUGCAUGCAGAAGCAGUUUAGAUCUUAUCAGGUUUCCAUGGUAACCAUUUUUCAGCAUUGCUUACUAGCUAUAUUGCUUAAUUAUGAUUGGAAUCCACCCUUGUUGUUUAGAAUUUGGCAUUUCACACAAUACAGUCAACUCUUGUCAUUGCAGACACUUUCUAGAGGUCCAUAGUAGUAUGGCUCCCAUAAAAGUGGGAGGUGAAAAGAAAUCACUUGACAAUUGGCUUCAGACCACUAACACAGCUGUCUCUCCUCACUCCUUGCCACUAGAGAUUUUUUGUAAGAGAAGCAUCUGCAAUUUGGCCCCCAAAAUUCCACAUAAAUGCAGUGAUUUUGUUACCUCUGCAAACUGCGUCCCUGACACAUAAAAAUUCUCAAGGAUGCAGAAUAUUUGACGGCUUGUGUCCUCUGGGACGCAUUGAUUGAUCGCGAUUGAUUGAUCGAGCUAAAGAUGUUUUUUGAAGAAUGCCCUGUUUGCACGAUUUUAUAUAUUUAUUGAAAGCUACCUCAAAACAAAAGAGUAACAUUGUCCGCUUGUUUAAUAGGUUAUGUUUAUUUACCGAUGGAGUGGUUACUCAUUAUGUUUGCCAUAAUACGGAAAGCAAGUGCCUGAACCAAAAAUAGUGGUUCAUUGUCAGCAAAGCUUUCGUCUAAGUGAUUCUGAGAUUCAAGCACUUAUUAACAUUUAUAUGAAAAUUAGAAAAUCCCACCCAAAAAUGUUCUGCAUCUAUGCCGGGACAAAAAAGAUAAAGUUAUUCCGAAGAGAGUCACUAGGCAUCUCUCCAAACGACAAAAACCCAUGAGUUGUCCUAGAGUGACAGCGUUACUGUUUUCUAUUUUUCGCUAGAAAAACUGUAAUUUGAUUUCAGUACACUGACUAUAAUGUAUUGCAGAGAUAGGUGCUUUGCUACUGAAAAUGUUCUACAGAUUAAACGUGAUAGUCUGGUUUCAUGAGAGUUGUGGCAUCUGUUAAUUAAAUAGGAAGGAAUCAUCGUUUUUUGAACUAAGGGACGUAGUGAUUCUGGACUGGGACUCAUGACUUUUCAUAAGAUGAGUCCCAGGACUCACUAUUAGCAAAUUGUAACAAAAUCACUGCUGAUGACGUAGAUUUGACCAGAAUCUGGUCCACUGGCACUGAUUGGUUGGCAUACAUGUAGUAAUAAAAUUCCUAUAGCUAUUUUUUUUUCAAAUAACAGACAAAAGACAAAAGGUGACAAAGAUAAAAUGUAAAAUUUACAUUUUAUCUUUGUUUUAUCUUUUAAUGCAAUGUAUCUUCUAUAACGGAGUCAUUGUUUGUGGAAUAUAAUCUUCUUUACAUAAAGCAUUUGAAUUUUGCUGCCACUCAUUUGCAAAAGAAGUCAGACCAGGAGAAUCACAAAUUCAAAAAAAUUUACAUCAGGAACCCCAUGACUACCUGAUUAAUUAUUUUAAAAAAGGAUUUACUGGGUAUGUCAUCAAUGUGGAAUUUUGGGGUUGGAAUUGCACUGAGGUGUCUCUACCAAGAAACACACCGAGGGGCAAGGAGGAGGAGAGACAGGUUUUUUUUUCACAGGCUACAUUAGAGGAUCAUAUAUAGUACUAUAAAUGUCAUUAGAAUUUGCUGUUAAAAGAUGUUUUAAAUAAAAUAAAUUAAAUUAUUCUUUUGUAAUUAUACUUUUCUAAGUCUCUUAAUUUAUAAGAAUUAGAUUCAUUUGUUUGCUAACAGUUUGUGUGUGUGUUUGUUUUUUUUUAUUGGCAGCUCUAUGAUUUAAUGACCAUGGCUUUUAAAUACCAGGUAAACAUUCAGCCCGCUAAUGCAGAAAAUAUGUAAAAGUUUGAGUAAAGAGCAGCCAAAACAACUUGGAGAAUUGCUUUCCAUGAUUUAGUUUACAUAGCAUGUUUCUUGAAUAUGAUUCUGGGUACGUGUUUUUAUUAUCUCUAACCUUUAGAAGUACCUAAUAAAUGUAAUAAGCAUGAGAUAUUUUGGCCGCCUAGUAGAAAAGAAAAUCUGUUUGAACACCAUGUAUUAUUCGAUCAUUUUACUAAAGGUUAGUUAAUUUGGAUUACAGUGAAACCCCGCCUUAUGGUCACCUCGGUUAUACGGUCACCUCAAUAUUACGGUCACAUUUUUUCUGCCCAACUGCAAAAUGGCCGUACAUGAAAAAAAACUCUCAUCAAUACAGGCACCUAUUAAUAUGGCCAAUGGCCCCAUUUUAAAGUCCCAAGCAUUAGAAUCUUUUAUAAUUUCACCCCGUUAAUAUGGUCACUCUUUCCAAAUUUAGAAAAUUAAAAUGCUUGUGACGUGUCAGUUUCAUGAAGACCUCGUAAGCUGAGCUCAGCGUGCAAAGAAAGCACUGUCUGAUAGCCCAGGGCUACUGGAUUUUUUUAUCGGGCAAGUGAAUUCUGCUUUUAACUUGUCCUACGGGCAAGUGAUGUUUUUUGAGAAAUUCGAGUAACAGAAAAACUGUGCAAUCAAUUCUGCUCAUCAAAAAGCUUUUGGGGCUAGUUGAAAUGACGUCUGGGCUAGUUAAUGCUUGCUUUGCCCGAAUGGCAAGCUGUAAAAUGAUUUUCUUUGCACCCUGGCUGAGCCUGAUCUUUCUAUGAUCCUGUACUUUUUUUAGACUACAGUACACUUCAAAUGCAUUUGUGGCAGUUUAAUAGGUGAUUUUCAAAAGCGUUUAAUGUACUGAUGGAAAGUUCAACAGGUGCAAAUGCAAAGUAUGGUGUCUUCGUUAUUACGACCCUCAAGAUAUAAAAUUUGACCCUACGUGGUAAUGCAGCCACCCCGUUAAUACGGCCAAUUUUUUUUUUACCCAUUGUUGACUGUAUUAAUGGGGUUCCACUGUAAUACAUUGCCUCCAAAAACAAUCCCUCAUCUUUUCUAUUAGGAUUUUGGGACCACUGGAAUACUGGAAUUCUUAACGGAAUAUAACUAGCCAUUGUUGGAGGAUACAUGUAUCUGUGAAAAUGCCAUCCAGUUGAGAGUUUCUAGUGUUUAUUUCUAUCCGUUAAUUCUUAUUCCGGAAUAUAAUCAGCAGGAAUAAGCUUUACUUGAAUAACCUUGUGAUUCAUCAUUUUAAAUUGUUUGUAGUUGUUCAUGGUACGUGUUGAUAAAGAGCUUACAUUUUGCCUUCUGUAUGGUUAUAUAAUAAUAUUGUUAUUGUUACUAUUCUUAUUUUGUUAGGUGUCAUUGUGCCUCAGACCAUCUGAUGUUCUUUUAGUCACAUACAAUCACAUGGAUGCCAUUAGAGGCUUUGCUUGUGAUAAUCCAGCUAUCAGCAGUCAAGUGGAAAAUGUCUACAAACUUUUGUAUGAGGUAAAUGUUUACUUAACAAUGUUUUUGGCACCUGAGGAAACAGGCUUUGUAAGCAAACAUACCCUAUGGCUUUGUCUGGAAAUGGAGCUGGCUUAAUGUAUGAUCCUAAUAAGUGGCUACUUGCGGAAUUCUAACAGAUGUUUGCACAGCUAAUACUGCUUAAUGGGAAUGUGUAAGCAGGGGUGUUGCUAAGAGCUGGCUGCCGGCUAAUUUCAGUGGCUGAAAAAGACUACCUUACCUGACUGGCUCAGAUCAGUCUGAAAAACAAAUGAAGAGAUGGGAUAAUUUUGAAUGUGAAGUUGCAUAAAAAGCCUGCUUGACUAUUAAAAGAAAAAAACCUGCAUACUAGUUUUUCCUCAGGUGCAUCCCUGGUAGAGUUUAAAUUUUGUCAAAUGGUAAUAAUAUGUGCAUACUCAUUCUAGAAUUUUAAAACAUUUUCGACAUAUUUCUCAGUGCACUUAUACUACAUGUAGUAGUAUCUAUUUAGAAAACACAAGCAAGAAAAAAUUAAUGCUACAAACCGACAUUUUGGAGUCAUCAUGACACCGGUAUCAACUUCAUUAUGAUUGGAAUAAACUAUGAGAUUAUGAAAUUAGAUUUAUUCUAAUCUUUUUUAACUUGAUAAUUAUGGUGUCGUGAGGACUCCGAAGCAUAGUUAUUAAUAAGUUGGGUUUAUUACCUUGACUAGACAUAUGCCGGUUUGACUGCAGGCCAGUUUCAAAUCAUCCGUCAGACUCUUCUUUCAUUUUUCCAAGACAUGCACAUUAGGGUAAGUGCACUUUGUUNAUUUAUUCUAAUCUUUUUUAACUUGAUAAUUAUGGUGUCGUGAGGACUCCGAAGCAUAGUUAUUAAUAAGUUGGGUUUAUUACCUUGACUAGACAUAUGCCGGUUUGACUGCAGGCCAGUUUCAAAUCAUCCGUCAGACUCUUCUUUCAUUUUUCCAAGACAUGCACAUUAGGGUAAGUGCACUUUGUUUCCAGUUAGUGAAAGUCAUCUUAUUGUGUACCAACUUUAGUUGACAUUUGAUUGUUGACAGUACAUUAUUGAGGUCUACAGACCACUCCCUGAUUUUAUGGGAUGAAUAUUAAGAAUGUUUGCCAUUUUAUUGGUUGUGCACACUUACCCUGUUUCCAUGCAAGCUAUUAAAUUGCUUCAUUUUCACGCCAAAAACAUGUGAUAUGCACAUGUUCUUCACUGCCUCUCCAAACCAUGCAAUAUAGCAAACAAAAGUGGAAUCUCAACUGCACUCUAUUAAUUUGUUAUUACUACUAGUUAGUAGGAGUAAGUAUGGCAUUUGAAGCACGAAGCUAAUGAGGGCUCACUUCAUCUCCGUAAUUCCUUGAAAAUCCCUCAUUCAGUGCUUCAGAUUUGAUGUUGGACUAUUUCUAGUUUAAUAAGUGACUUGAGUCUUCAAGUUAAUGUCUUCAGUAAUGGCUGGUAUUCGUUCCCUAAGUGUCAUAUUCUUACCAGUUAUUGCUUGGAGUCGUUAACAAUAUUUGAAUUUUGUUACAUAAUUGAAAAUUCCUUUAAAGAGUUCUUGAAUCAACAGAUUUGCCAUGCUUAACAGUUGUUUAAAUUAAUUAUGCAGCAAUUAUUAUGCUUAUUCACCAGCACAGCCUAUGUUUUUUUGCAAAAUUAUUUUGUUUUUUAGCCAAGUAACUUCUUUUUUUUAAAUUCUCAACAAAACGCUGCAUUUCCACAUACGUAAUCAUGAAUUAAUUUCCUAACUCAUUUUACAACUUGUUCCUUUGUGUGCCUUUGACCAUAAUGUGCUUCAAUUAAAGUGAGACAGUAAGAUAGUGAUUUACAGCUGGUGUAUAGUUUUGCGACCAUCAGACUCUUCCAACUUACAUCCUAAUACUUUUUUCUAACCGUAUGUCUCACUCUGGUCAUGUUUCAGGUUUCUAUAUUUCUUAAAGACAAAGUUCAAAGUGCAAAUGGUAAAUUUGUACUAACAACUGACGGCGCUGUGCCAUGGGAUUCUGAAGUACCAGGGGCCAUCAGGUAAGGAAACAUAGACUUAUUAGACUAUGAGCAGUCUCCCUUUUUUCUUAGUCCGUCGAGGAAAACGCGCGAGACAUGAAAAUGACCACGCACAGGACUGAAGAUGCGUGACGAGAGAGGCGCGGCCGCACAUAGAAAAAGAAUGAAUUUUGAAAUACACAAAUAUGAUCGAUUUAGUAGCAGCUUUAAAACGUCUUAAAUUUCCAGCCUACAGUGCUGGGCAUUGUAGGCUGGGCGACAAUGUAGCUGGGCAAAUUUUUCUAUUCGCGCAUGGUUCUAACAAAGAAAGAGUCCCUGCCGUUUUCAUGCAUCUUUAUUAAAUGUCUCCAGCUGAAAAUGGACACCCUUGUUGGUUGAAACACAUAGUUUGGUUUCAGAAGUCUGAAAAUUGCAUCUUUAUGUAGUAUCUUUAAACCAUAGCUUGUACUCAAAUACUAGGACUCACUGGGUUAUUUUUACAUUAUUUCCGCCGUGAACUGCUCUAGGUAUUUUAGCGACGAUGGCCAGAUUACCAGGACAAGUCAUUUUGUAACCGGAUGUCGACAUCAGCUACCUGACAAACCAGGAUCAUUUGAGCUUUUGGGUGAUAGAGUUAUCAAACUUGGCAGUAACAUGUAAGUUAAAUUGAUUAGCACUUGCUUUCAAGUCUGCACCGCUUUCUGGCUGAAGUUUCCCAUUUUUCCUGGUUUACACCUGUUAGCUAUAAUAUCACAAAAGCGUACAACUGAUCUGUGAACUUUUUAAGUGAUCGCAGUGAACCAGUGGAAACAAGGUUUAGUUUUUGUGUGUGUGAACAAUAUCCUCGGGUACUUUGAACUAUGGCUGUGGGUGCGCACACAAGCACACCUGUUGGCCAGGCUAUUCUUGUAUAAACAAGUAUGGCCAUAGAUCGUAAAAGUUCCUUUUAAUUAUCACCAGGUACACGGCCUCAAGACCUGUAGAAACAGUACCCAGCAGCCCUGUUCCUUCAUCUACUGCCGGUGCUUCUACUGCAGCAAACAAGACUCCCGGAAGCUCUGUAUCAGUUACGUCUGAAGUGGUACGAACCAGGUACACGGCCUCAAGACCUGUAGAAACAGUACCCAGCAGCCCUGUUCCUUCAUCUACUGCCGGUGCUUCUACUGCAGCAAACAAGACUCCCGGAAGCUCUGUAUCAGUUACGUCUGAAGUGGUACGUUAACUUUGUCGCCUCCCACGUAGAUAUUCUUGGGAAUUCGCCUCGGAACGCCUGACGAAGUCCUAAGAACGUCUGCGUAGAAGGCUAACGCGGACUUUAUUUAUUUUUUAUUCUUUCAGUUCUCUUCUAGUCACAUCAGGUAUAGGUAAUCUAUGUUUGGACCAACAAAUUUCUGUGUUUACGGCUGUCCACACAGAAAUAACGUUUACGAUCGUUCGCAUUCGCCGGCGAGUGUGAGGCUGACCGAAGGAGUAAACGCAGAAGUUUUUAUGUACGAGUUUACUAUUUCAUACAAACGCGCGUGUAAGUUUUCUUAAUAAACGCACUUAGUACAAAUUCUUCUUCACUCUCGACAUUCUGAAUUAUUAGUGUAGAUGACCGCAACUGCAAAAUGCCUCCUGUUGAACUACUAAGAAGAAAAGUGGUUUAAACUUAGGCCACAAUGAUAUUUCUUUAAAUCCCUUGUUUAAUGCCUCUGUCUUCAACUUCUGUUGUGAUUUGGUGAAUUGACAACUUUUGAAAAAAAAUCUGCUGUAUAUCCAUGUGACAAUCUACUCUUCUGAACAAAUGCGAAGAAGAUACUGACAGUCAUUUCUUUUAUAGCCUGAGAAAACAGCCGAAAUUUCCCGAUUGGUUGAAGUUUGCUUCAACCAAUCAGCACGAACAACCCAAAUCUGAGUGGUGUCGCGUCGUUAGUAUGUUUUUUUUUUCCACACUUUUCUCAGACGUCAUUUCGCGGGGACGGCGUCGCGAAAUGUUGGCUGUUAUCGCAGGCUAUAUCUUUCAAGGUUUCCUGUUGUUGUUAUAGAUGUUUUGUUGUCUUUCUUGUUUGCGUUAUUAGCUGAUGUGACGUUUGCCUUGCUGUGUUUUUACAGGAAUCGUCAGAGAACCCAAACCCACUGGCCAAGGCUGAGCUGAAUCUGCUGGCUCAUCUCGUUGGUGGGGCAAAUAAAAAAACAGAAAGUAAGUUAAUCCCCAAAAUUCAAAAAAAAAUUCGCCUUUCUUGUCUCAUAAGUUUGUUACAGAAGUAGUAGGGAGAAUUUUAAAAAAAUAUCAUGAGAAUUAAUAAAAAGGACACUCAAGAACAUGCACACGCGCUAGCCUGCGAGCAGGCUCACGAGUUGGUGUUUUUCCUUGCAUUCUUUUCGUGUUACUCAAGCGGUUAACAAACCUAUAAUUCAAUACGUAACUUAUCGUGAUCCCUCAGCUGUCGCACACACACAACUUGACUCCUAGCAGCCUCUGGUCUUAGGGUAACUUGCGUUCCUGAACUGAAGGACAGCCAGCUGUCUGAUUCACAGCUGCUACGGCUGUUGAAUAAAUCCAGCCUUGGCUUAUGUCUCACGAGAAAAGUAAGGCUGCGUGCAAACGGACGCAACAUUGUUGACCAACAACUCCCAAUAUUGCUGGAUGUUACAUGUUGCGUCCGUUUGCACACCCUGUUGCAUGUUGUUGGAUGUUAUUGCUUGUUGUUGCACCAAGUUUGAAACCGGUCAAACUUUUCAGAACAACUCCCAACAUUUCUUUUGUUCCGUGAUCCCCGAAGCGUAGCGCAACAAUGUUCGAUCCGUUUGCACAGCUCUUCCAUCAUUGUUGGGGCCAUGCACGCUCAUUACGCAUGGUUUGCAAAGACUUAUGGGUUGUAUCCUUCCCACGAUGCACUGCAGGUCCCAACAUCGUUGGGAGUUGUUGCAUCCGCUUGCACACCACUGCCAACACGCACGCAACAACUCCCAACGUUGUUGGCGCAACAACGUUGGGAGUUGUUGCGUCCGUUUGCACGCCGCCUAAAUGGAAACAAAACGGCGUCAUCAUCAUUGUCGUCAUCACUUCUAAAUUCAUCAUCAUGUUCGUACAUAUUUGACGGAGAUACCUAUAGCUGUUGUCAUGUUCAUUGUUAAGCGGUUUACUCACUGUUAUUUUCUGUUCGUGUUGUAGAUCAGUUUAGAUUAAACCUUUUCAAUACAGAUGAAGAAGAAGAGUAAGUUUUUCUGUUGCUUUUAUUGAUUCAAAGCCUGCAUCUUUGGCACAUUAUUUGAGUUAACCAGAAACCCAUAAGGGGUUUUCAACCCCUUAUGAGUUUCUUAGUUAACUAAACGGAAACUUACCACGUUUUGUAAACAGUCUCAGCUCGAAGACCGUGUGGCCAGAUCCUGAGAAGUUAGGACACCAACUUAUGUCGAUCUAGGAAAAUGUUAGGCAACGACGACGGCGUUGGCAACAAAGACUUCAAAAAAGCAAAACAACUACUCUGCUGCACGUGCAUCACGGUUUUUUGGACAUUUCUUUGCCGUCACUGCACGACUACGACGUGGAGGACGUAAACAAGCGAUGACGAAGUUUUCUUUCUCUUUCUAAACUUGAGUGCGGUCCCUAAGUGAUCAACUCUAAGUAAAUUCGCAUACAUUUCACAUUUUCAGCGAAGUGGAGUAAACGCGGCAAAGUUAAAAAAAAACGCGAAUUCAUUUCAAGAGUAACGUUUUUCAUUUGCUGCCGUCGCCGUCGUCGAUGCUAAAGCUCCCUAUUACUAACAUGGUAAAGCACCCAGAACAUUCAUUUGGGAUUCCCUAAAAAAGCUGCCAUCGGUACCAUGCUUUAGUUAGUUAACGCGGAGUGUGAAAGUUUUACAUUAGAAAGAAAUUGUGGCUUUGCUUUGAUGAGAAGAAAGACAAAAUUUUUCACUCCAUCAAUGUUGUUGCGAAGGUAAAUUGGCUGCAGGGAUAAAAAACCUGAACUUUCGAGCGCUAAAACAAGAUCCCGCUGCUUUGUACCAACUUUAAAUUUGCUGUGUUUCUUGCUACAGACAAGCAGCUAACCAGGCUCGCAAAGAAGCUCCUCACCGGGUCAUCAAAAUUGAUGCCACGAAGGUAAGUGGAGAAAAGUAAGGCUGUAUUGGUAGAUUCCACUAUAGGAAGAGGAAAAGCGCCCAUACACUUAGCGUCCUCGCGUCAUCUCCUUUCUCUUUCCUUUUCAAACGCACGCCACGUUGGCUGUGCUCGCGUAAACACGCACGCAAUUCCAUUUCUACCUCUUCAAACACAUUUACACUUCACUUAGAAAUUAGAUUUUAGUGUAGUUCCUAGCAAACCGAGCAAGUUGAUAGUUUUGACAGGGUAAAAAUACAGUGGGAUGUUUUCUGGCUAAACCUCUACACGACUUAACAGUGUAGGUGCUGCAGUUAGAUGUUAUGGGAAUACGGGCAGUUUUUUCAACUUUUGACUGGAACCAGUGAGCGAAAAUCCGUUAACACGGCUGCAAAGAACGCCUUAAAAUCAGUAAAGUUGUCAAGUUUGAAAGUGAUUGAAGACAUACAACUCCGCAAAGUCGCGGAAUUUUACGGAUGGUGAGGGACAAGUUCGCGCUAACAUGCCACAAUAUAAACGCCUUUAAUAUUUCGCGUCUUUAUGGAGCAAUACCUUCUCUCUCUUUCGAUAUAUCACCUUUGAACUUUGCUAAGUUACCUUAUUUUUAAGGCCCUCUCUUCAGCAGUGUCGAUGGAUAUUCUCAUACUGCUCUGUAUCAAAAGAUGAAAAAACCGUGGACUAACGGUCUAUUCAGUUAUGCUUCGUAACGAUCAGAGACCCUUGAAGGUUCAGAUCAUAGAUUACUAACUGCCGUAGAACUGCUUUAGUGUUAAAAGUCAAGAUGACUGACAGUUGUUCUUGUUGUUUCUUUGUUCGUUCAUAGAAGACACAGAGGCAAGAGCUGGCGCAUCUAAUGAAUGAGUUUUCAAUUGAAGGAACUGGUGACCGUAAGUUCAAUAUUUGA